GUAGAAGCAUGUGGGAGACUGGUUACCUGCAAACCCCCCCCAUGGGCCUCAUGCAGGCGGGUCAUUCAGUCUGUCAGCACUGAGCCUGUUCCAUGAGAAGGAGGGCCGAUCACAACAAAGAGCCCUUUGACUGGGCAAACUGAGGGAGCCGUAUGGCUCCCCGUUGGUAUCAGGAUCCAGAAGCCAACAGGCCUGGAGUUUCUGAUCUUUGAGCAUCUGUUGAUGCCGUUGAGGAGAGAGAGUGCCAGGCGUGUAAACCUCAAUCUUUAUCAUUUAGACUUUGUUCCGCCCACCACGAGGACAACACCUCGGCUAUCUGAUCUAUCAGCUGAGACGUAAUCAAAGAUCAGGACGUCUUUUAUGUGUUAAUAAGUAAUUAUUCACGUUUUGCUCCGGCUCACUUAAACACCGUAUCAGAGAAGGUUCUCCCUCAUUGUGAACUGCUCUGACAAGAAGUUGUCAAAUCCGAUUUGGAGUAAAAAGGAUGGGUGAACCUUCUCUUCAAGAUGUCUUACGCUUUUACGGUAAUAACGGUUCGCUCUCUACAGCAAACCUGGAAAACUUUCUGCAGCUCAUCACAUCCAGAAGAGCAACAGCAUCCAUUGACAAUGCUGCAAAUCCACUGAGGAGUGCAGAGUGUUUGUCUCUCUCGGAUCUGCUGUCAGUCUAUGGCCUGAAUAAUGUAUCUGAAGUGACUGUUGAUCAACUAGAGCUCAUGUGCCCAGCUGUUCUCACUCAGGUCCUGCUACCCUCCUGCCCCUACAUGACUCCCACUGCCCAGUCCAUUAACUCUCAAGUUUGGGGUUAUGGCUUCCUGGCUGUGACGAUAAUUAAUUUGGCCUCUCUGUUGGGGUUAUUCUUGGUUCCCUUCACCAAGAAAUCCUACUUUCCAAAAGUGCUAACCUACUUCAUUGGAGUGGCCAUAGGAACCUUAUUCUCCAAUGCUGUUCUGCAGCUUAUCCCUGAGGCUCUUGGGUUUGAUCCGAAAGCUGAUGACUAUGUGUUGAACGCGGUUGGGAUUUUUGGGGGGUUCUACCUCCUGUUCUUUACGGAAAGAGUUUUAAAAAUAGUGCUGAAAGCAGACUCAGAGGAUUGCCACAGCCACUUCCCUUCCAAGCAGACCACUGAUGUGACCCUCAGCAAUGACAUUGUCAUAAGCAACAUCAGCAAUGAUGUCAUCACGAAUAACAUCAACCAUGAUGUUCUCCCAAACAGCCCCAGGGAGAAGACAAACAGCCCAACCAUGAGUCCUGUUGUGAACCCAGUCAAUGAACAGGAGGCUUGUGUGUUAUUGGCAUGCCGUUGGCUGCGAGGAGAACGUAUAUCAAACAUAAAAACAAUGGCUUGGAUGAUCACACUGAGUGAUGCACUUCAUAACUUCAUAGAUGGACUGGCCAUCGGAGCCUCCUUCACACUCUCUCUCCUCGUUGGCUUCAGUACGUCUAUUGCGAUUGUCUGUGAGGAGUUCCCUCAUGAGAUAGGUGACUUUGUGAUUCUCUUGAGCUCUGGUAUGAGUGUGCCUCAGGCUGUGUUCUUUAACCUGCUGUCGGCUAUGUGCUGUUAUCUGGGCUUGGUGCUGGGCAUCCUGCUGGGAAGCAGCUUCGCUCCAAAUGUCAUCUUUGCCAUUGCUGGUGGAAUGUUCCUUUACAUCUCUCUGGCAGACAUGUUUCCAGAGAUGAACAGUAUAAUGGUGGCACACACGAAAAGCUCCAGAGAGAAAAUCAUAUUCUUCCUUUUCCAAAAUGGCGGUCUGCUAACUGGAUUCUCAAUCAUCCUUCUCAUCACGAUGUUUGCUGGAGACAUCAAUCUGGGAUGAAAGAAAAGAGAACGGCAGUUUACUGGUGUAUACAGAACAAGAACAUCAGUUCGUUCUUCACUGCCAGGGAGCAAUGGUUUGACACCAAAAGUGCAAAGGCAUCCAUGUAGAGACUCUUAAUCAUUUUUUAAACUACUGACUUACGGCUGUUUUUCUGUUGUAAAAAAAAAUCACAAUCAUGUAGCCUCAAAAGUGAAGCUUUUGU
This is a messenger RNA of Colossoma macropomum (tambaqui), 2021 nucleotides long. RefSeq names its product solute carrier family 39 member 8 (gene slc39a8). Gene Ontology annotation, molecular function: zinc ion transmembrane transporter activity. The transcript has 8 exons. The record is from RefSeq and is a predicted model, not a curated record. Gene Ontology annotation, biological process: zinc ion import across plasma membrane; intracellular zinc ion homeostasis. Gene Ontology annotation, cellular component: membrane. Bases 485 to 1816 code for a protein of 443 amino acids. Lineage: Eukaryota; Metazoa; Chordata; Actinopteri; Characiformes; Serrasalmidae.